This is a messenger RNA of Haemonchus placei, 501 nucleotides long. The record is from the annotation of a GenBank genome assembly. Lineage: Eukaryota; Metazoa; Nematoda; Chromadorea; Rhabditida; Trichostrongylidae.
AUGCGUCACGUUCUCCUCCUUUUUACGACUGUUGGAGCCGCCUUAGCAAAUUAUGCCUCCCAAAGUUCGGGCUAUGAGGUAGCUGAGCAAAUACAGCCGGCUCCAGCUCCAGUAUCUUCGAGUGGAGGCGAUCAGCAGGCAUAUAACACUGAUGGAAAGGAGGCCCCAGGCCCUCAAAUAGUUGAAGCUCCUCUGCCCGCACCAGCUCCAGCUCCAGCUCCGGCCCCAGCUCCAGCUCCAGCUCCAGCUCCAGUUCCAGCUCCUGUUCCAGUUCCAGUACCAGUACCUGCUCCAGUUGCGGUUCCAGUCCCAGCGCCAGCGCCUGUCGAACCCACGGUAGUAGUCCAACCCGAGCCAGCACCUGCAGCACCGGUAGCAACAGGUGCAUAUCAGGCUGCACCUGCGGAACCCGCUGCAGGCAAUGGUGUGGAAGAAACUGAGGUAGGCUACAAUGCUCGUUCUCGAUUCCGUGUUCGUAGACGUCAUCACCAACGUCAUUGA